CCUUACCUUACAGGUGAGAUGAUGUUUUUCAGGUUCUCUUCUGCGACAUCUCCACCGAGGCCGGCAAAGCAGUUGAAUGCGAACUGCAGGCAAAAAUAUGGCGUCGACAAUGUUAUCUUCGUUAAAGCUGAUGUCACGGUUGAGGAAGAACUCGACAGCGGCAUUUGAAGAGCUGCAGUUUCCAAGUUCGGCGCUGUGGACAUCUGUGUCAACAAUGCCGGCAUUAUGGACGAGAGGAUCUGGGACAAGAUGUUGGCUGUUAACACGGUGUCACACAUCCGGGGCAGUCUGCUAGCGCUCGAACACAUGCGCAAGGACCGAGGCGGUCGAGGAGGUGUCAUCAUUAACAUAGUUUCCUUUGCAGGUCUGUUUCCGUUCUUUUAUUGUCCCGCCUAUUGUGCGUCUAAACAUGCCAUGAUUGGAUUCACUAGAAGCUGGGCUAUUAGCCCGGAGCAGCCAGAUCACGGGGUCAGGUGGUGCUGUCUGUGCCCGCAGGCAGCUGACACCGAGCUGAUGGUCUUCCGCGAAGAUCGCAUUUACAUGAAGGACGCCAUCAUCCAGCGAAAUGAAGAGAAAGGUUUGCUUCCAAUUACCCAAGUAGUAGAAGCUUUUAUGAAGCUGGUGCUAGACCCAGACAACAACGGCGCCAUCUUGGAGGUUACCAGGGAGAACGGAGCGCGCUACCGGAAAACGACAAAUGGUGGACCCUGACGGUGUCUCCAAUCCAGUUCUAGUUGACAAAGACUGAUUUACAGUCGGUCUCCUGGUAUUGGUGACAGCCACACCAUUACAAUCUCGCGCCUGGUCACAAGCACAUAAAUACCACAGCUCACUGAUGUCAACAAUCGUGUUGUUUACAACAUAUCCGUUGUCAAUGCUACACAUAUAAUAAUGUAGGCUGCAUCCGCAAUACGCAUAUUUGACUUAGGAAUGAUCGCUUACAGCUUACAUGCUUAUGCUGAAAUGUCUCUAUAGAAAAACAAAUAAUCUUUAAAGAUAUUGACAAAACGAAUAUCAACAAAUGCAUUAUGAAUAAAAUAUAAUACUCAAUAUUAAAAA
Molecule: messenger RNA, 1059 nt
Organism: Pomacea canaliculata
Lineage: Eukaryota; Metazoa; Mollusca; Gastropoda; Architaenioglossa; Ampullariidae
Product: 15-hydroxyprostaglandin dehydrogenase [NAD(+)]-like
Exons: 6
Coding region: 226-711 (161 amino acids)
Cellular component (GO): cytoplasm
Molecular function (GO): oxidoreductase activity, acting on the CH-OH group of donors, NAD or NADP as acceptor
Source: RefSeq, a predicted model, not a curated record